AUGACGAUCCAACCAUGGACGUCGGAAACUUUAUUCUCCAGGCCAAAUUCGCCAACCCGGCAAAUCACCGCCGCCCUAUGCGCAGACGCCGAUCCGCCCGCCGAAGGGGACGAGAUACCCGAAGCCGUAUGGGAGAUAAGAUUUUUUCUGCGAAACGGGCUGAUCUACUUCGUGGAUCCCGAGGACGGCCGACACAGACUCUGUGUCCCAAAGGCCGUUGAACAAGAAGUGUUCACCAUGGCCCAUGACACCCAACAUCACGCCGGCUUCUGGCGUGCAUACCUUCGGAUCAGACAGUCCAUUCUGAUUCAUGGCAUGAGCAGAAAGCUCCGCGAAUACCUUAAGCACUGCCCCCAGUGCCAACUUUGUACGACCAAGAGGCAUCGCCCCUAUGGUGAAUUGAACCCAAUCCAAACUUCGGCCGGCUCACGUGAGGUCCAAUGCUUGGACUUUAUCUCCAAGCUGCCACCUACAGCCAAAGGGUUCGAUAUGCUCCUGACGAUUACCUGUAAGGUCACCAAGGAAAUCCUCCUUAUCAAGGGCAAGGAGAGUUGGUCCGCUAAGGAAUGGGCCGAUGCCUACGUGAAGAAGAUCAUUUUAUACGGAUAG
Messenger RNA from Diplodia corticola, 609 nucleotides. RefSeq lists its product as uncharacterized. NCBI's taxonomy places the organism in Eukaryota, Fungi, Ascomycota, Dothideomycetes, Botryosphaeriales, Botryosphaeriaceae. The record is from RefSeq and is a predicted model, not a curated record. Bases 1 to 609 code for a protein of 202 amino acids. The transcript has a single exon.